Messenger RNA from Cyphellophora europaea CBS 101466, 1455 nucleotides. RefSeq lists its product as uncharacterized. Gene Ontology annotation, cellular component: cytoplasm; fungal-type cell wall. Bases 1 to 1455 code for a protein of 484 amino acids. Gene Ontology annotation, biological process: fungal-type cell wall (1->3)-beta-D-glucan biosynthetic process. NCBI's taxonomy places the organism in Eukaryota, Fungi, Ascomycota, Eurotiomycetes, Chaetothyriales, Cyphellophoraceae. Gene Ontology annotation, molecular function: 1,3-beta-glucanosyltransferase activity. The record is from RefSeq and is a predicted model, not a curated record. The transcript has 5 exons.
AUGGCUCGUCUCGCUGGAGUUUUCAUGGUUCUCGCUCUCUUCUUCUCUGCUCUGGUUCAAGCGAUUCCCACCAUUCAUGCUCUUGGCUCCAAAUUCUUCACCAGCGAAGGCCAACAGUGGUUUAUCAAAGGAAUUGCGUAUCAACUGAUUGAGGCUGAUCCUCUCGUCAACACCGAGCAGUGCGAGCGCGAUGCCGCCUUGAUGCAUCAGCUUGGUGCGAAUGCCAUCCGCGUCUACCACGUUAACGAGUCUGCCGAUCACUCCGGCUGCAUGAACGCCUUAGCUGCUCAUGGCAUCUACGCCUUUAUUGAUCUAGACAGCUUUCACUCCUAUAUUCGAUUCGAUACUGUAUCUUCAUGGGACAGCAACAAGUCUGAGUCGUAUCGGGCCGUCAUGGACAACUUUCAGCAGUAUGACAACACUGCAGGAUUCUUUGUUGGUAAUGAGGUCCUCAAUUCCCAGCUUGACUCCCAUGCUGCUCCGUACUUGCUGGCUGCUGCUGUCGACAUGAGAAAGUACCGCGAUGCCAAGGGUUACCGCAAGAUUCCAAUCGGUUAUUCAGCCACCGAUACAGGCGCUCUUCGCCCAAUGCUGCAAGACUACGUCGUGUGCCGUCCGGAUGAGAAUGAGCGCAUGGAAUUUUAUGCUGUCAAUACAUACUCCUGGUGCGGCGCUCAGACAACGUACGAGACUUCUGGGUAUCCUAUGCUUCAAAAUUCCUCGCAAGACUAUCCAGUACCGAUCUGGAUGUCGGAAGAUGGCUGCAACACCAACCCUCCUCGUGACUUCAAGGACCAGAAUGCUGUCUUUGGACCACACAUGGUCGACACUUGGUCGGGAGCUAUGAUCUAUGAAUGGAUUCAAGAGCUAAACAACUACGGUCUGGUGAAUUACGGUCCAGUGCUUGACGCUUCGGUUCAAGAAGGCAACAGAGUGGUUCAAGGAUUUACGCGCGAGGGCCAGCCUACCCCCGUUCAGCCAGAUUUUGCCAACCUACAGAAGGUCUGGGCCACCAUAACUCCCUCAGGCGUUGACGCAUCUGCUUACGCUGCCACCUUCAAGACCAAGGUUCCGGAGUGUCCUCUUUCCACGGCCGGCGGAUGGGCUGUCAAUCCUUCGGAAAAGCUGCCCACUCUUGGUGCGGCCCCAGUCAGCUCGGGCAUGCCUACUGGCUUACCUAAAGGAAGCAUUACGGUUACAGGCAUUUCGAGUGCUAAUGCAUCUACGUCCGGCGGCAAUGUAUCGCCAACGGCAUCAGACAAGCCUUCUGGUCCCACCGAGCCGUCGGAUUCGGAGUCCGCCUCAACGAGUGCAGGCGAUGCUUCGGCGACCUCCGCGGGCGCGGCUGCGAAGCUUGGAUCUGGUAUGUUUGGCCGAAGCUUGAGCAGCUUCGAGCCAGUCACCGUGGUCAUUGUUCUCGUCGCUAUUGGCGCGGCCUUCGUCCUCUUCCUUUGA